This is a messenger RNA of Patiria miniata (bat star), 3002 nucleotides long. RefSeq names its product metabotropic glutamate receptor 2-like. Bases 57 to 2771 code for a protein of 904 amino acids. NCBI's taxonomy places the organism in Eukaryota, Metazoa, Echinodermata, Asteroidea, Valvatida, Asterinidae. The transcript has 6 exons. Gene Ontology annotation, cellular component: membrane. Gene Ontology annotation, molecular function: adenylate cyclase inhibiting G protein-coupled glutamate receptor activity. The record is from RefSeq and is a predicted model, not a curated record. Gene Ontology annotation, biological process: G protein-coupled receptor signaling pathway.
CACUGAGGAUAGAAGUGGUGUACGGAGCGGGGAGUUCAGUUUUUAAUAAGGCUGUCAUGCAUUCACCCAACUCGCGUGCCAACUCCACACGGCAUUCGGCAAGGAUGAUGCUGCUGGUUUGGUUGUGUGCAAUCGUGACUUCAGGUACCGCAGCCACGCCCGGCGGGCCUCAACCGCUGGACGUGGUGGAACUGGGCAGGACGACCGAGGACGGGGAGGAGAAAGUUUCGGCAGCCGUGGAGCCCGGGGAUGUGGUCUUGGGAGGACUGUUCAUGAUCCACCAGGCGGCUGAGGGAAACGGGUGCGGAGCCCUGGCCAGCCAGAUGGGGCUACAGGCCCUGGAGACCAUGCUAUACACGGUGGAUGUCAUCAACAACUCCACCUUCCUGCCUGGAUUUAAGCUGGGCGUACGGGCUUUGGAUGACUGCAACCAAGAGUCCAAGUCCUUGGAGCGGUCGCUGGAUUUCGUGCACCGGCCGGUGUGCGAGAACGACUCCGGCGUUGGGCAGGGACAGCACCAGGACAAGGGCUCAGACUCCGCCCACGUGGUGGGCGUGGUCGGAUCCGCCUCCAGUUUGAAUUCUAUCACGGUGGCCAAUUUGCUGAAACUGUUCAAGAUUCCACAGAUCAGCUACUGGUCCACCAGUCCAGACCUGAGUGACAGCCGGCGGUUCCCUUACUUCUUCCGGGCUGUGCCGUCCGACCAGUACCAGGCCCAGGCCAUGAUCGACAUCGUGCUGCACUUCAACUGGACCUACAUCUCCAUUGUCUACGAGAACUCCAACUACGGCGUGCAAGGGAUCGAGGAAGUCAAGAAGCUGGCCGGGGCUAAUGACGUGUGCGUGGCGGUCAAGGAGAUGAUCCCCAGGGAUGGGAACGAGUCUGUGUACGAUCGCAUUGUGGGGAAUCUGCUCAAGGCGACCGAUGCACGAGCUGUGAUUCUGUGGGCUCUAGACGAGUCGGCUGAUAAGUUUUUCAAGGCCCUCGGGCGCGCCAACGCUGUGCACAAAUUCAUCUGGAUCGGCAGCGACUCAUGGAGCGGGAGACAGCUAUCCACUUUUGGCAAUGAGGAUCUUGUAGAGGGCGCUAUUACCAUUCAGCCAAUGUCAGCUCCAAUACCAGCUUUUGAUGACUACUUCACCAGCCUGAACCCACUGACCUACGACCGUGACCCGUGGUUCAGGGAAUUCUGGGAGCAGCACUUUAACUGCAGUCUUCCGUACAACAACACGGCGGCCGGCGUGCGUGGACCCUCUGACCGGCCUAGAUGCCCGGGAAACCUGAAGCUCGGGACUGCAAACAACUAUUCACAAGAGGGUCAGAUACAAUUUGUGGCCGAUUCUGUCUGGGCUUUUGCACACGCCCUCAGAGACAUGCACAGGGCUUACUGCUCUGGGGACGGUCUCUGCAAUCGAAUGCGACCAGUCAAGGGUCAGGAGCUGAGGGAGUUCCUCCGGAACGUCUCAUUUCAAGGUGUAUCAGGCAACGCAUUUCAGUUUACCCCCAAUGGCAAUGGACCAGUAGUGCACUAUAAGAUCCUCAAUUAUCAGCAAGUGUCUCCAAACAAAUACAAGUUCGUGCCCGUCGGCUACUACAAGGAAGGCCUUCAGCUCAAUACCAGUGCCGUGCGGUACCGUCUCAUGGACGAUAAGUUUCCUAAGUCCUCUUGCUGGCGCCCGUGCAGCCACAACGAGAUGAAGUUCAAGCGUGACGGGGAAUGCUGCUGGAGCUGCCUGCCAUGCGAACAGUACGAGUUCCUGCAGGAUGAGUUCACCUGCACAGAGUGCCCCAACGGCACCAAGCCCACUGAUAACCUCACGGAGUGCACCAACAUCCAAGAGCGGUACUUGCAGCCCAACACGUCGAGCGCCAUAUCGGCACUUGUGUUUGCAACCAUCGGUGAGUUUGCCACCAUUUUCACGGCUUGUAUCUACAUCCGACAUCGGGAUACGCCCGUGGUGAAGGCCUCAGGACGCGAACUUAGUGGGCUUCUCCUUGUGGGCGUGUUCCUGUGCUACGCACUGACGUAUCUCUUUCUGGCCCCGCCCACUAUCUUGACGUGCGGACUGCAGCAGUUCCUGAUGGGGAUUGCAUUCACUUUAUGCUAUGCGUCCUUACUGGUCAAGACAAACAGGGUGUACAGGAUCUUUACCUAUGGGAAGUCGACAACCAAGAGACCAAAUUUCAUCAGCCCGUUGUCUCAGAUUGUCAUCACUCUGAUACUCGUCUUAGUCCAGGGGUUCCUCUCAGUCACCUGGCUGGCUGCCGUGCCUCCGGAUGCGGUCAGACAUUAUCCAGACAGGGGACAGGUGCAGAUCGUCUGCAAUGCUUUCAUAACAUCAACAUCACUCCUCGGACUAGCGUUUCCCCUCGUCUUGCUUAUCCUAUGCACCGGAUUUGCUUUCAUGACUCGCAAGAUUCCCGGACACUUCAACGAGGCGAAGUGUAUCGGCUUCACCAUGUACUCGUCUUGUAUUGUCUGGCUGGCGAUGAUUCCGAUUUAUAUCCUAACCAUCUCAAACAUCGAACUCCGGAUCGUGUCCAUGUACAUAGCCAUCAGCCUCUGCGCCACAGUGUGUCUUGCCUGCCUCUUUUUACCACGGAUCUACCUGAUCCUGAUACGACCAGAGCGGAACGUCCGAAUAACCAUCAGCAGCGGGCCACGUAAAAUGAAACUAACCGGGGCAGUGUAUCCGAACUCUUCAAGUAACAUCAGCAAUCACAGCCCAUACUCGAACAUACAUGACCAGGGACGAAAUAACACCCUGUGACAAGGCUGAGAACUGGGUCAUCUUCUGUGCCAGUGGAGUAUGUUCACCGAAUGUGUUAGAAAUCCUGUAAGAACAAGGUCACUUAAAGCUGCUCUCAGGACAAGCUUAUCCCUAACCUACCCAGACCCUUCACAAUCCAGCAGGUGGUUUUAAAGGAUUUCACAGGAUUUACAAAAGGUAGAGCCCAGUCACUAUGGACUCCGCAAACAAAUACCCAAAUACCGAUCCCGU